AAGAGUAUGGAUGAGAAGGGGGUUUCCUUUUUCUCUGCACUUGUUAAGUUCUUUCAUCUCCUCUUCCCAAAUUCCCAUUUUCCCAAACUCCCGCAUAAGAUUAAGAUAUCAUCAUCCAAUAGGCGGCUAUUACAGUCCUACAUCUACUCAAGACUGAAGACUGAAGAGUAUAUGAGAUGUGGGAAUUAAAAUGUGUUUCUCCUCCUACUACUUCUUUUACACUCACUUUCCCUCACAAUUUUUCCACCCAAACAAACCACUAUCACACUACUACUCAACCUCGCCGUUUUCCUUCUCUUUCGCUCAAUUCUCGUGCUACUACUCACCAGAAUCCCAUCAUCUCCGACGACAGAAUGCUUGUUUUUGUUCCUCCACAUCCAUUGAUCAAACAUUGGGUAUCUGUUCUUAGGAAUGAGCAAACUCCUUGCGCUGUUUUCAAGAGUGCAAUGGGUGAGCUGGGGAGACUACUUAUGUAUGAAGCUGCUAGGGAUUGGUUGCCGACUAUUGCUGGAGAAAUUCAAACGCCUAUGGCUGUUGCCAAAGUUGAAUUUGUAGAUCCAAGGGAGCCUGUAGCGGUCAUUCCUAUAUUAAGAGCUGGUCUAGCACUUGCAGAGCAUGCUGCCUCUAUUCUACCUGCAACAGCGACCUAUCAUUUAGGGGUCAGCAGGGAUGAGGAGACACUUCAGCCAACCGUCUAUUUGAACAAGUUGCCAGAAAAAUUUCCUGAAGGAGCUCGAAUAUUUGUUGUUGAUCCAAUGUUGGCAACAGGUGGAACAAUAGUUAAAGCCAUUGAGCUUCUAAAGGAGCGUGGUGUUGAAAACAAACAAAUUAAAGUGAUAUCAGCUGUUGCUGCUCCUCCAGCACUCUCAAAGCUUGGCGAGAAGUUUCCUGGGCUGCAUGUAUACACCGGAAUCAUUGAUGAAGUUGUUGAUGAGAAAGGGUUCAUCAUACCGGGACUUGGGGAUGCAGGAGAUCGUAGCUAUGCUACAUGAGUAGAGGCAUCUGGAGUAUCCAGUCAAAAAAUUCUAUUGUGCGUCGUAUCUGAAGUUUUGACAUCCUAGUUUCUUGUGAUGCAAGAUUACUCGAGUGCAUGUUAUCAAGACGCAGUAUAUGUUAGAUCGACGGCUAUUCUUUGUAUUUCGUUUGCGAGCCAUGUAAGACUCUUGUAGUAUGGCUUAGUCUUAACAGUUGUGACUUUGGAGGAGGCUAAUUGCUUUCAAUUUUGAAAACUAUCUCAAUUUUUUUACCUUUUGAUGUGUAAUUGACUUUAAUUACUCUUCCUAAUUGCAAGUUUGCAACAACAACAAUGAUUGAGAUGUAAAUAAGUCAGAGGACAGGUUGGAUUAAGGGUUGAAUAA
This is a messenger RNA of Beta vulgaris subsp. vulgaris (sugar beet), 1358 nucleotides long. RefSeq names its product uracil phosphoribosyltransferase. The coding region runs from base 177 to 992 and encodes 271 amino acids. The record is from RefSeq and is a predicted model, not a curated record. The transcript is spliced from 11 exons. Gene Ontology annotation, biological process: uracil salvage. Gene Ontology annotation, molecular function: uracil phosphoribosyltransferase activity. Lineage: Eukaryota; Viridiplantae; Streptophyta; Magnoliopsida; Caryophyllales; Amaranthaceae.